AUGCCGGAGCUUCUCGGUCUAAAUGCUCCCAUUCCCUCUGCCGAUGACGCCUUCGAAGGAGAAGUUACCUGUAUCGGCAAGUGGAGAGUUCGAGAUUCUAACCCGAAUUUUUGGUUCCCAGGUUCGAGGUCUAAUAAGGGUGGCUCUGGUGGAUCUUCGUCGAUGAACUCCGAGGAGUAUGGGACGAUGACAACGUGUUUGGAAAGCCAGAUCGGAGAUCACUACACUCCCGACGGAGAUAAAAAAGUGUUGAACCUUUUCAUUUAA
Glycine soja is the source of this 267-nucleotide messenger RNA. RefSeq lists its product as uncharacterized. The transcript has 2 exons. NCBI's taxonomy places the organism in Eukaryota, Viridiplantae, Streptophyta, Magnoliopsida, Fabales, Fabaceae. The coding region runs from base 1 to 267 and encodes 88 amino acids. The record is from RefSeq and is a predicted model, not a curated record.